This is a messenger RNA of Ectocarpus sp. CCAP 1310/34, 2113 nucleotides long. The record is from the annotation of a GenBank genome assembly. NCBI's taxonomy places the organism in Eukaryota, Phaeophyceae, Ectocarpales, Ectocarpaceae.
CAGCGGCAGCAGAGCCAGCUUCUCGGGGGCAGCAACAGCAGCAGCCCCUCCCCCCCAAAGCAGUACGCGCUCGGCGAACACGUCCCCCCGGGGUUCGCCCGCCUCCCCUUUGACUGUCUUUCCCGACGGUAACGACGAUGUGCAUUACGCUGGCAGAAGUCUCAGCUCCAGUGUAUGGGAUAUUUCAGGCACACCAGCGCCGGCGAGGAGAGCGACCUUCGGUGGCAGCAGCAGCGGUGGCGGCGGCGGAGGCGGCAGCGGGAGCAAGGGUCCAGUCCAUAGUCGCCGCCGCCGGCGAUCACUGCCGCUACCCUCCCUCCUGCCGGCCGGCGCAGAGAUGGUCGACCUCGCUUAUGAGGCGAGCAGUCUCGGAACGCUGGAUGGAUCAGGGAGCAAUGUGGGAGGACCACAGAAGCAGCAGGUUCAAGGUCCCUACCAGUCGGGAGCCGGCACUGCAAGGAAGAGGGAGAGAAGGCAAGAAGACGAGGUGGUGCUUCUCGACGACGCGGCGGCGGCGGCGGCGGCAGCAACAACGGCGGCGGGGGCGAGUGCCGGGGCAGGGGCAAGCGCGGCAGCAAGCGGUUCCGACCAAGCCGUUGAAGUCGUGCCUAGGCAGGGGAAAGCGCCAGCCCGGAAGAUACGGCGGAAGGCGGGGCGGGCCGCAGUUACCUGCAUCGUUUGUUUCGAAGACACCGCUGUGGAUCGAUGCUCGCGGUGCCCCGAGGGGCACGCCAUGUGCAAGAAUUGCGUCACGUCCUACGUGGUGGAGACCCUCGUGCCGCAAGGGACGGUGUUUUGGGAUCGCAUCAAAUGCGGGGGCUCAUCGACUUGUGGGCAUCUAUUCGGACCGUCCGUGACCUCAUUGCUUCCGAUCCCCAUCAUAAAAAAAAUCGAGACCAAGCAGAUGGACGUCGCGCACCUCGUGGCCGGAGAACGCGACCCCACGUCGGACAAAUGGAUCUCCAAGCAUUCCAGAGAUUGUCCCAACUGCGGAGUCCCCAUCCAGAGGAGCUCCGGCUGCAUGCACAUGACGUGCAUCAUUUGCAGGCACAACUUCUGGUACGACUGCGACUGCAAGUACCCGCGCCACCGGCAAGGUUGCAGGAAACGACUGUACUGAAGAGCUGACUCGCGCCAGGGAAAAUGCGGCGUGUUCCAGCGCCUGCGUGCGUGGAUGAAAGCGAGGCCGCGAGAACUGGUGGUGGUGGUCGAACGGAAGGCCUGAAGUCCACAAGUAUCAAUUGUGUGCCCAAAGAUUGUGGAGGGUGUUGAGUCACAGCGGGCGAGCAAAUGCCCAGACUGCCUGGACGAAACCCAGCUCUGUUUCUGGUUGCGAAUCUGCUGUGGGGGCGCCGAAGCUUGUCUUUUGACUGGUGCUGUGUUUGUGUAACCAGGAGGGAUGGACAUACGUGCCACACAGGGCGAUGCGUGAACGGUGUUUUAUCUAGUAGAAUGUAGGCUUGUGUCUAUUCCGGGGCCGCACGAUGGCAGGCGCUUAGACUACCAGCCGCAGGCGACGAUCAAUCCAUGUGGGGGCGAAAGAAUGCUGAUGCACAAGGCAGUCGUGUAUUUAUAUUUUCGUGCCCGGGUUCGGGUGUUUUCAAUGAUAUGCAUAUCACGUGGUAAACGGUUUAAAGCUAUUUUGUUGCGUAAGUGUAUGUCUUUCAUGUUUGCGUGUCCAGAUUAAUCACGGGGUGGCGACAAGACUUUUUCUCGAACGAUUGAAUCUUCGUAUUGUUGCCUAGAGAACAGGACGUGUUGCGGUAGGGGCUAGGCCCGGGCCUAUUGAGAAUUCAUAACGGGAGUAUUUGUUCGUCGGCUUGUUCGUCGGCUAGUUGGCUUGGUUUGUGAUGGCCUCUGGUUUGGUCUUUUUUCUCGGCGCCGACACAAUAGAAAGAGCGGUCCCUGUGCAUAGUGUCACGUCAAGAGUGUUGUACGUUACGUCGCCGCGUUUGUAAACUGUGUGGAUAAUAUCGAGAUGAGUUCUCUCAAGUCUGAACCCAGUAAUGUAACCUUGCGUGUAGAAGCAACGGGUGACGUUGAUGGCACCUGUUGACGCUCAUUCAGCGUUGACACAAAUAUCGUGAUUGUCCAACAAAGGUUUUUUGCCAGA